AUGGCAAAUACUCAAUCCAAAAUUAUAUUAUUAGAAGAAUUGAAUUCCAAGCUUCAGGCGGAGAAUACAGAAUUUAGAAACGAGAAUGCUAAAAUUAUCAUACAAAAUGAGAAUGCUCCGGCAUCUGAUAAUGUUUUAAAUUCUGAUAAGCCCAAUAAUGUCUCGGCAUCUGAUAUAUCUGAUAGGAGCGGAGCCCCAUUGCUUCGCAAUAAUGCUUUAAAUUCUGAUGUAUGUCAGGAAGAGACAAAGUCUAAAGUCUCCGAUAUACCUUUAACUCGAUGCUCUACAUCUCCUAUUCCUACAGAAGCCGUAUCAUUGGAAGAGAAGAAAGAAAAUGAAUUUCUGAACUUGCGGUAUAAGGAACAGGUUAGUAAAGAGAUAAUGGAGAAAAUUAGGGAAACGAAACUUCGGGAUCAAAACUUAUCUUUGGACAAUACUUUAUCGGGACCAUCCUACGAUGGUCAAAAUUUGAAAUCGUCCACAAUAUCGCAACCCAUCUCUGUGACUGCCUCUGGUAAUAUCUCUGACUUUUCGAAACAACUUCCUAUAAAGCAAAAUAUCAAUUCGCAGGCACAAAGUGUUAUUCCUCCUGAGAUACAUACCACCAUCGAAACUACCCAAUUAGAACCAAGCCCUAUCGAUCAAGUACAAAGUACCAUUACUUCUGAAAUAAAAAUUCCAUACAAUCAAAAAGUAGAACAGGGUCUAAUGGGUAGUUAUCUAGUUAUAUGA
Paraglomus brasilianum is the source of this 732-nucleotide messenger RNA. NCBI's taxonomy places the organism in Eukaryota, Fungi, Glomeromycota, Glomeromycetes, Paraglomerales, Paraglomeraceae. The record is from the annotation of a GenBank genome assembly.